Molecule: messenger RNA, 1758 nt
Organism: Mytilinidion resinicola
Lineage: Eukaryota; Fungi; Ascomycota; Dothideomycetes; Mytilinidiales; Mytilinidiaceae
Exons: 4
Coding region: 4-1365 (453 amino acids)
Biological process (GO): DNA repair; DNA alkylation repair
Cellular component (GO): nucleus
Molecular function (GO): zinc ion binding; dioxygenase activity
Source: RefSeq, a predicted model, not a curated record
GGGAUGGAUGCGUUUAUUUCCAGAAAGAGGAAAAGAUUAUCUGACGAUCGAGAGUAUGUGUCGACUGCUCCAAAAUCCUGUCAGACGGACCCAGCGGCCGACGAUGAGCCUACAGACUUCAAAUUGGCGGUGCUAGCGUCGCUUCAUCCUUACUGUGACGAAGACACGCUCCUCGAAGCUUUGUUGCUGUCAGAAGGCUCAGUCAAUCUCGCAUCGCAAGCACUCAAGCACAGUAGUACGGCAAUUUCUCCACGGAAGAAAAUCGCCACUGGGAUCGGAUAUCAAUCAUCGCUAUCAGCAUUUACCACAAGCAAGGAAACACAAUCCGGAUCAUCGGGGAGCACAAAGAAGGUUCUGACCAAGAAGGGUCAAACCUUGCAUCUGUAUGCGCCAGAAGAUAUCGAGACGCAUACACCGUGCUCGAUUAUUCACAAUUUCCUCCCUUCCCAUGAAGCCGAUGCGCUACUGCUCGAGCUAUUAGAGGAAGCCCCUACAUUUCAAAGAGAGACAUUCCAGUUGUUUGGCAACACAGUACAGAGUCCUCAUACGAUGUGUUUCUAUGCGAAUUCAUGGGACGAGGCAGAGGUGCAGAAGACAGAGUAUGUUUACAAUGGAAAUUACAUCAAGGAUAUUCGGCAAACACUACCAGAAAUGCGGAAAGUUGGCUCGAAAGUGCAGGCUGCCGUCAAUGAGGAGAUACAGAGACGGAUCAAGACAUACUACGCUGAGGCUAAGAAGCUGAAGUUCCAAUCCCCACGUCCAUGGGUGCCGAAUGCUGCUUUUGUGAACUGCUAUGACGGUGGAGCGGAGAGCGUAGGAUACCACUCAGAUCAACUGACGUACCUGGGCCCACGGGCGGUCAUUGGGAGCCUCAGUCUCGGUGUGGCGCGAGAAUUCCGGGUGCGAAAAGUCGUCUCUCGCGACAGCAGUGGAGAGAAGGGGGAUGUCUCUCGAGCCGACACAGAAGGGCAGGUUUCGAUCCAUCUGCCGCACAAUUCGCUUCUCGUGAUGCAUGCAGAAAUGCAGGAAGAAUGGAAGCACUCGAUCGCGCCAGCUCAGGCUAUCGACCCACAUCCAAUUGCGAAGAGCAAGAGAAUCAACAUCACCUAUCGAUGCUACAAGGAAAGCCUGCAUCCACGGCUCACGCCGAAGUGCAAAUGCGGGGUGCCGACAGUGCUUCGAUGCGUGCAGAAGCGAACGGAGAACCGUGGUAGAUAUAUGUGGAUGUGUCAUACCAACUAUACGCCUGGUAAAGAAGGGUGCUCCUUUUUCCAAUGGGCAGAAUUUGAUGACGAUGGAGAGCCGCCGUGGGCCGGGGAUCCCAUGAAGGAAAACAAGGACAGUAUUAAGGAGCAAUCAAUCUGAUACCCGAGGCACUGCCGAGUGACUUUCGCCGGCAUUAACCAAGGUGCUAUCAUAACGGUAGAUGAAAUAUACGCUGUACCACGGUUCCUUGUGACGACGACCUUUUCACUGCCGGGGCCCUAGGGAAAUCUUUCUCAAUGUGCACAAUGAUUCAACACUGUUUGAAGGGCUUCGAUACCUUUUGGGAAGUUUGCAAGAGGUUCACAUCAAUCAUUUUGGACAAUGUGCAGGCUCGUCGAGCUACCCCAGACGGCGUCACGACGCAACGUUCGAGCCUGAGGUUUGCACCGCCAGCCGUCCCUUUCCAAAGCAAACAAGGCGGUGUGGCCGUACGAACUCGGGUUUGGAGAUGAGUCCCUGAGGCACGGGCAAUGAAGGGCGCCAAGCACGCGG